This is a messenger RNA of Colletotrichum lupini, 267 nucleotides long. RefSeq lists its product as uncharacterized. The coding region runs from base 1 to 267 and encodes 88 amino acids. The transcript has 4 exons. NCBI's taxonomy places the organism in Eukaryota, Fungi, Ascomycota, Sordariomycetes, Glomerellales, Glomerellaceae. The record is from RefSeq and is a predicted model, not a curated record.
AUGGUUCUUGGCAAGCUGUCUCAGGCCGAAGGCAUAUCAUAUUCACCCUUGCCCAUAUUUACUUCCGUCAGUUCAAAGCUUGAUUCGCUUGAAGAUCGGAAAGGAGGAGAGAAAAGAAUAGGGAGUGAAACAAACUUGAAUGUCAUCAAUGAAAUCACAGACUACCACACGAUUAAAGAAUCUUUGCCUCGAAACUGUCUUAUGCGGACACCAUGCCACACCAUCAGAGCCUACCUAAGCGCCCAAGUGAAGAAGUUCCUACCAUAA